Perkinsus marinus ATCC 50983 is the source of this 243-nucleotide messenger RNA. RefSeq lists its product as hypothetical. NCBI's taxonomy places the organism in Eukaryota, Perkinsozoa, Perkinsida, Perkinsidae. The record is from RefSeq and is a predicted model, not a curated record. The transcript has 3 exons. Bases 1 to 243 code for a protein of 80 amino acids.
AUGUCAGAGGCGCUCCUGAAGAAGAUCUUGGAGGACAAUCCUGAAAUCGAAGUAGAACGAGACCUGCAGAGAUCUCCAGUACACACAGGCAGCUCUAUUCAGGAUAAAGUGAAAAUGCUGUUCAUACAGAACGGCAUCCCACCAACGGCGAACCCUCCUCUAUUAGAAGAUCUCGUACAGCUCAUUGCAGAGGAGAAGAAGGCUAGUGCGAGAGAAGCCAGGGCAGCAGAGGCCAAGGCGUAA